GUAAGGUGCAGCACAUUGAGCGCUGCUUCAGCUCUCUCAGUGACAACAUGGAACAACAAUUAACAGAUCUGUGCAACCACACUAAAAUAGAAGUAACGGCUCAAGGAAGAGGAAGGAUUCUGAAGAUGCUGUUCCUGUUGAUACUCUGUCUGCAAGACUUCACUGGUCAAUGCCAAGGUUCUGUAGUGUUCACUGCUGAGUCAGAACAUAAGGACAAGACAAAAGUGCCACUGCCCUCUGACCUGAGGAUCAUUCUGGUGGGGAAGACUGGAGCAGGGAAGAGUGCAACAGGAAACACCAUCAUGGGGAGAGAGGUAUUUAAAGCAGAGGCCUCCCCCAAGUCUGUGACCAAACACUGUAAGGAAGGUAAAGCAUAUGUUCCAGGAACAAAAAUAACAGUAAUUGACACCCCAGGCCUCUUUGAUACAACACUGUCUGAACAGGAGAUGAAGAGGGAAAUAGAUGAGUGCAUUAAGAUGUCAGUCCCAGGACCCCAUGUGUUCCUGCUGGUGAUUAGGCUGGCUAGAUACACAGAGGAGGAGAGGAAGACUGUGAGCUGGAUCCAGAAGAACUUUGGAGCAGAUGCUUCACACUUCACAAUCUUACUGUUCACUGGGCCCGAUCAACUGGACGGCAAACCAGUGAUGACAUUCCUGAGAGAGAGUGAUGAGCUUCAGAAACUCAUCCAGGUCUGUGAGAACAGGUUUCAUGUCUUUAACAAUAGAGAGAGUGGGAACCGCACUCAGGUCACAGAGCUGCUGGACAAGAUAGGGAAGAUGGUGGUGAAGAAUGGAGGAGAUCACUACACCAGUAAGAUAUAUGAAGACACUCAGAAUAAGAUCAAAGAGGAGGAGAGAAAGAGACAGGAGGAGGAGAGGAAGAGACAGGAGGAUGAGAAGAAGAGAUGGGAGGAGGAGAGGAAGAGACAGGAGGAGAAGAGGAGAAAAGCAAACAAAGAUUGGAGAAGUUCUCUAAUACAAAUAGGUGGUGCAGCUCUUACAGGUCUGGGAGUUUUGUUGGGAUUUCCACCUUUAACAGUAGCUGGAGCUGCUAUUACAGGUACAGUAGCAGCUGAGAAUUUUGCAGACAAAUAUGACGAGUAGGGAAUUCAGGACAUUCACCUAAAGUUGACUUGAGAUGUAUGAGCCAUCAGAAAUAUAGGGAGGUCUUUUCAUGUUUGGCAACAUUCUUGUUGCUGAGUUAUUAAAACGGUCAGGGUUCAUGAAAUGGUCAAGAAGUUUAAAUCAGAGCAGUCAAGGUAGAUGAAUGUCAAGUAUCUUUCUGUUGUAUAUCAUUGUUAUCAUUAAUAUUUUCUUUCAAUAUUUAUACACUAUACAUCCAUAUGCUCUUUCACCUAUACAUAAUUGCGAUAAUUUUUUUCAGAUCAUUCUUUGUUUUAUGUUCCUACAUUUUUUUCCCUUUAUGAAUCUAUUUUAUUGCUUCCUGCUUGUGUUUUAUCUCCUGCAUUUUAUCGUUUUUCCUGUAAAGUGAGUUGAGAUUUUAAAUUCACUUUAAAUGUAAAUAAAGUUUGAUUU
Coregonus clupeaformis (lake whitefish) is the source of this 1535-nucleotide messenger RNA. RefSeq names its product GTPase IMAP family member 7-like. The coding region runs from base 48 to 1103 and encodes 351 amino acids. The record is from RefSeq and is a predicted model, not a curated record. Lineage: Eukaryota; Metazoa; Chordata; Actinopteri; Salmoniformes; Salmonidae. Gene Ontology annotation, molecular function: GTP binding. The transcript has 4 exons.